AGCAGCCGGGAGAGACACCACAGCAAACAGCUUUCACUUCAGACUCGGCACAGUCUGCAGAGGGGAUGUGAACCAUUACUGGGCAUGGCUGCUAUGGCCCAGGUGCAGCUCAGCACCUGGCUGAUCCUGUGCAUCUUUGCUGGAUCCCAGAGGCUAACAGAUGAACAUCCUUACAGCAGGGACGAUGUCAGCACCAACGCACCCCACCGCGGCCCAGAGGACGCCGACGUCAUGUUAGAGAUGCUCUGGGGCAGGCUGGACAUUCAGGCCAACGGGACAAUCCAGCUGCGGGACGAAGAGCUGGCCUCCCUGCGCACAGCACGGUGGUUCAUGCAGAUCUUAGAGCGUGAAGUUCCCAAAACACCGAUGGAGAUUGAGCAGCAACUGAGAUAUUACUCACAGACUGAUAGCUCUUUGCCUCUAACAGAGUUUGACCGCCUGCUUUUCACCAGUGUUUACUGCGCCUAUCAGAUCCGCUCAGUUCAGGGUCUGGAUAAAAAUCUCUGGAUCCAUUUUUUCUCUCAGUUAGCUGAUGAAAUCUUUCGUGAUCUGUGCAAGGGGCUCUGCCCUGCAAAUUCCACCCUCCUCCUGGCUUCCUGGCCCUCGAAGGAAAAGCCUUCACAUUUAGCAUCUCUGAAACAUUUUUAUCACUCUAACCUGGCCAGGACCAAGAGAGACACUUAAUAAGGGAAACAACCAUGGGAAGGUGUGCAUCUGACCUCAGCUGCAAUCUGGGCUGUUUCAAAUGCUGGCAAUCCUUCCACAUUAUUCUGGACUUUGCAGAAAUAUGCCACAUCUCUCUCUCAUCCAGCUCUCUGUAUUUAUACACAACAUUUUAUUUUUAGAUAGAACAGGACAUAUCUCAAAAUUGCAUCUCACACUUUCCUUUUUUUUUCCUUUUUUUUUUUUUUUUUUUUUUUAAGGGGGUUGGGCUGAUGUAGGCAGUGCUAUUUAGAAGUGUUAUCUAUCUUGAUCACUGAUGCUUUCUAGGGAGUUGUCCUGGCAGGUUUUUUCCAGGAUGUUACACUGGUGUCUUAGCAGAAUUUAUCUUGAAUAAUUCAGCUUGGCGUCCUCUAUUCCUUCUGUGGUUUCAGCCAAAUGCAGUCUUUUUUCUCCUCUCCAGUAAUCAGCUAAGCAGAUGCUGCUGUGUUUCACAAUACAGGUAGUGCAUUUAAUUUCAGCUUCCUGGUUAUGCAAUUCGCAUUUUAUGUGCCCAAAGUAAUUUUCCACAUAAUGUGUUCAUUUUUUUUUAAAAGAUCAACCAAAACUGUAUGUAUUCUACAAAGCUUCCCUGUAUUUGUAUAUUAUAUUUACAUAUGUAUACUGCUUUGUGUCAGCCAGCAGUUUGGAAUAUACUUUUUAUAUCUCAUUUAAAUUCCCAAGUAUAGUGACCUAGUUAUUUCUACAGCAGAUUUUAUCUCUUCUGAAGUUCUUUUCCGUACUGCUAUGGCACUUUACAAGACAAACAUAACAAACACACAAUCUUUAUACUCAAAAUCAGAAACGUAAUUAUUUUAUAGAAUGAGAUUCUUAACUUUA
Lagopus leucura (white-tailed ptarmigan) is the source of this 1539-nucleotide messenger RNA. It is a transcript of the gene FAM180B, whose product is annotated as family with sequence similarity 180 member B. The coding region runs from base 85 to 684 and encodes 199 amino acids. The record is from RefSeq and is a predicted model, not a curated record. The transcript has 3 exons. Lineage: Eukaryota; Metazoa; Chordata; Aves; Galliformes; Phasianidae.